Gopherus flavomarginatus (Mexican gopher tortoise) is the source of this 2230-nucleotide messenger RNA. It is a transcript of the gene GPR107, whose product is annotated as G protein-coupled receptor 107. Lineage: Eukaryota; Metazoa; Chordata; Testudines; Testudinidae. Gene Ontology annotation, biological process: clathrin-dependent endocytosis. Gene Ontology annotation, cellular component: Golgi apparatus; membrane; clathrin-coated vesicle. The record is from RefSeq and is a predicted model, not a curated record. Gene Ontology annotation, molecular function: clathrin heavy chain binding.
AUGUCGAAGAUGGCCGCGCGCGGUGCCUGCUCUCCGGCGGGGAAGGCGCUGGCCUUGGUGCGCGGCUGUGGCUGUGGGCAGGAGCGGGAGCGAGAGCGAGCCGGGUGCAUCGGCUCAGCCUGCAGCUGCUUUCUAGAAAAAGCAACCAGUAUUGAAACGGAUGAUGUGAGGCAGAAAGUUCACCUCAGCACCUUUGGCGUCUUCAAGAAUGGAUUCAUGAUGGUCAAUGUCAGCAACCUUUCACUGAGGACAUGGAGCUUUGAUGGCAAGAGCAACUCAGCAGUGAGAUUCAGUUCAAACUGAACAAGGAAUGAUGGACACUGCACUUGGCUGGACGAAGAAUUGGGUUACUGUAUCUUGAAAAAGAAGCCAGAGCAGUAUGUUUCUGUUAUUCUUCUACGCCGGGACUUUACAAACAAUAUGCUCUGUUCUCUAGGUGACAAGUCCAAAAGAAGCAGAACAGCAACUCAGAAUGUAAUGGAGCAAGUGCACCAUUUUCGUAAAGAUAAAGGAGCUGUUUCAUUCCAGUUUUAUUUUAAUAUCGGCUCUGAAAACAGAAAAGGUCUGUACAGACUUUGCUUCUCCAAGUGUGUUGGCAGUGUUGUGCAGACCAGUGCUCAGCUCCUAUUUAGCCUUGAUGUGAAGAUCAAGGAGAAGAACCCUGAAAGUUACCUCUUAGCGGGUGAGAUCCCACUUCCAAAGCUCUACAUUUCAAUGGCUCUCCUCUUCUUUCUUUCUGCGACCGUGUGGAUCCACAUCCUUCGUAAAUGCAGGAAUGAUGUAUUUAAGAUUCACUGGCUAAUGGCAGCCUUCCCUUUCACAAAGUCUCUGUCCUUGACGCUGAAGGACCUUCUGCUGUUCAUCACCAUCAUACUAAUCAGCACUGGCUGGGCUUUCAUUAAACCCUUUCAGAUAAAAAAAAAAAAGGUCUUUAUGAUUGUCAUCCCACUACAGGUCCUGGCAAAUGUGGCAUACGUGAUCCUAGAGUCAACAGAAGAGACAACAACUGCCCAUGGGCUGUGGAAACAAAUUCUAUUCCUAUUAGACCUACUAUGUUGUGAAGCCAUCCUAUUUCCAGUAGUAUGGUUUUCAACAGCCACAAUAAUGCGUGAGUGCUACUGCAGGAACUGGAGAAUGAUUCUACUCUGUAAGACUUGUGUGGGCUGGGAGGGAGGCAGGCUGUCCUCUGCAGCCAUCCAUAUUUCAUACAAAGGAGACUCAGGUUGCUUCCCUGACUCUGCUGACCUGGGACAGAUGCAUCUCUCGGAGAACACUCUGAUAAUAGUCGCCACGAUUGUAUGUUACAUUUACUUCACACGGGUCAUUCCAAUUGUCAUCAGGUUUGCUGUUCUGUUCCAGUGGAAUUGUCUCUACCAGCUGUUGGAUGAAAUGGCAACGUUUAUGUUCUUUGUUUUUACAGGGUACAAGUUCUGUCUGGCAUCAGGUAACCCGGACCUCCAUCUCUCUUAGGACGAUGGAGAUGACUUGAAGGUGGAAGCUAUGGUGGCUACUUCAGGGGUGAUGAAAAGCAGGGAGAAGGUCAAGAAAGCGGUAAAUGGUUCAGCAGAGCCCCGACACAAGUGGAAGAACACAGCACAAGGGUCCGAUUCCUCUGGACCAAGGCAGCACUUCCCAAGAAAAUGUUACUGUACUACUACUACUCCGUGGAAAGGGAGCAACCUGAGCUUCCCAACACUGAGACUGCAGACUGGGGUGUGUGAAGGGGAGCAAAACAUUGCAAAAAGCUAAUUAUUCCUCUUUUAAAGAUAUGGGUUUAUUAUGGGAUAUUGUUACACACAAGGAAUCUGGAGCUUUCUUAGGGAUGCUGGGUGGCUUAUUUGCUUCACCCACACACCCCUUUCUGGAACUGUUAGGACUUCUGAAUUGUUUGCAGUUGUGUUCUCUGGAGUGUGUGAUAUCAAUGUGAAGAGAGACCUAUAGUGUGUGUGAGUAAAGUAAAUGCAUAUACACAUGCUGUGUGACACCUGCGCUGGAAGUUAUGAAGUGUCAUGAAAGGUGGGGAAGUCCACCAGAGGAGCUCGUUCUUGUGGAAUGAAAAGGUGGGAGAACCCCUGAAAGAAUUCUGUGACUAGCCUCUACUGCAGCACGAGUCUCCUCUCUUUUUAUGUUGAGCCAUAUCACCUCUGUUGGGGCCUAUUGCCUCUGGCUAGGAUGUGUAGCAUCAGUGAGACUGCUGCCUAAGCACCUGAAUCAGUCAGGAAGGCAUUUA